AUGUCCAGCCCGAGAGUGAUUCUACUCAGUUUCGCAGCAACUGCGGUAUCUGCUCAGUACGGGCCUGGUGGUCGCUAUGGGCCAGGUUCAGGAGGCAACUACGGUACCUACGGAGAUGACGACAGUUAUGGAUCUUAUGGAUCAUAUGGCGGCGGACGGGGUGGUGCAUCCCAAGCAUUUGUCAACAGUCGUCAAAAGAUCAUCGUGGCGCAUGGCGUCCUCGCUGCACUUGCAUUCGUCCUCUUCUUCCCCGUCGGAGCCAUCUUGAUCCGCGUAGGAUCCUUCCGUGGCAUGUGGCUUGUCCACGGUCUGUUCCAACUAUUCGCCUAUCUCGUAUACAUCGCAGCCUUCGGCAUCGGCGUUUGGAUGGUCAACAGCAUUCCUGUCAACUUGCUAGACAGCUACCACCCAAUCAUCGGAGUCGUGGUCUUCGUCUUACUAUUCUUCCAGCCUAUACUCGGCUUCGUCCACCACCUUCAGUUCAAGAAAUACAAUCGCCGAACAGUCUGGUCCUAUGGACAUCUUUGGCUUGGACGGGUCGUCAUCACACUGGGCAUGAUUAACGGUGGUCUCGGCUUACUUCUCGCUUCGGAUGCACCUGCGUUUACUGGAUUUGCUCCCAGCCGAGGCCAAGUUAUCGCGUACGGAAUCAUUGCGGGGUCUAUGUGGCUACUAUGGGUUGCUGCGGCUGUCUUUGGAGAGACGAAGCGAGCAAGAUCGAGGAAGUAUGCUGAAGGAUCACCGCCCCCAUACAAAGAGCACUAUGCGCAUCGAAUAUCGAAUUCAUCUUGA
Cucurbitaria berberidis CBS 394.84 is the source of this 792-nucleotide messenger RNA. RefSeq lists its product as uncharacterized. The transcript has 2 exons. The coding region runs from base 1 to 792 and encodes 263 amino acids. The record is from RefSeq and is a predicted model, not a curated record. NCBI's taxonomy places the organism in Eukaryota, Fungi, Ascomycota, Dothideomycetes, Pleosporales, Cucurbitariaceae.